UUUAACAACAAAUGGGCAUAGCUACGAUCUCGCGUAGACUGCUUCAGUGUAAACAGUCCAUUCUUCGUCAAAAUGUCUUACAUUGUGUAAGUUCAUAAAAAAAAACAAGCAAACAUUUAUCAUCAGUGUACAAAAUAAGUAACAGAUUGAAAAGUAAUUCGCAUAAUUUCCUGCGUGUAAUAUAAUUAUAUAAACUUCGUUAAGCUGUUUAAGUUCGGAGUCGGUAGGUUAAUUUUUCUUUGCCGCCAUGAUAUCUACACUGCUGAAUUUACCUGUCUGGAAUUAUAUAAUUGCUCUUGUGAUUGGGCUGAUGCUACUCUGGAAAUUUCUCACUUCCAGAAAGACAGUCUUACCCUCCGCGGGUAAAGCUGUAUUAAUUAGUGGAUGUGACAGUGGAAUAGGUAACCAUCUUGCUCGUCGCCUCCACGCUGAAGGCUUUGUGGUGUUUGCUGGUUGCCUACUUCCUGAAGGGGAAGGAGCAAAAGCCCUAAAAAGACUUUCAUCACCUCAACUGUUAGUACUACCUCUGGAUAUAACUAGUGAUUUCAGUGUUAGUGAAGCCAUCCAGUUUGUUCGAGACAAUUCCCCAGAAGCCGGCUUAUGGGCUCUUAUCAAUAACGCAGGAGUUUGCGUCUAUGGAGAAUUUGAAUGGCAAACUUGGAACCAAUGUACAACGCAAGUGGAGAUUAACUUAAUGGGCACCAUUCGACUCACUAAACUUUGUCUUCCAUUAAUCCGACGUAGUAGCGGAAGAAUUGUGAACAUAACCAGUAUCAAUGGCUCUUGUGCUUUCCCCGGAUUGUCUACGUACAGUGCUACUAAGUUUGGACUGGAAGGGUUUUCGGACUCCCUAAGGCUGGAGAUGACCAAAUUCAAUGUCCGUGUUGUAGUCAUCCAACCAGGAGACUUAGCCAGACUCACCAAUAUCAUGCAGGAUCAUAGAAUACACGCGGACAGAAUGUGGUCACAAAUGAACACAGAACAGAAGAACCUAUAUGGCAACUACUUUUACAAGUAUCACCAGUUCAUCUGUGAAAACUACGGAAUGACAUCCCCUCCUAACUUUGAAUCCUCAUCUUUAUUCACCGAUGUGCUUGAAGCCUUGAGCAUUUUGAAACCGCAACCUCGUUAUGUUAGCGCGCCUUGGCAGUUCCGCUAUUUCUACAGAAUUCUUCAAAUCCUCCCAACACGCUGGAGUGACAAACUUGUGGAGUUUCUGUUUGCAAGAGUUUUUAAGUUCAAGCUAUAGUUUUAACCAUGCUCAUUAUUUUAACUAGGUUAUACAACACCUUUCAUGUACUAUUGGGAUGUGAAACCUUUCUCAAAAACUAUAUAUAUAUAUUAUAAAUUAGAACAUACAGUGACUGAAAAAUUUGAAAGUUAGUGGUUAACUAAUGCCUGGAUAAUUUCUUGCCACAACUUAUUAACAAAGUAUCUUAUUAUUGUAGUUUGUACUAUUUUAUAUUAUCUCCAACUCUAAAUCAAUAAAUAAUAUAAGAUUCGUCCAAUUUCUAUGUAAAGACUUGAAAAAUGAUUAUUGAAUACGAACGUUAUUUAGGACCGAAGUCUGACUUUACCAGUGUUACGUAUCUGCUUGUUUGUUAAUUUCCGGUAGAAAUUCUUUCCGAGAAACUUCAGCGAUACAAGUCCUUUCUUGAUCAAACCAGUUUAUUCUUCCUCGAUACAAACUAUUAGUACACAGUAAUU
Molecule: messenger RNA, 1707 nt
Organism: Limulus polyphemus (Atlantic horseshoe crab)
Lineage: Eukaryota; Metazoa; Arthropoda; Merostomata; Xiphosura; Limulidae
Product: D-beta-hydroxybutyrate dehydrogenase, mitochondrial-like
Exons: 3
Coding region: 248-1249 (333 amino acids)
Molecular function (GO): oxidoreductase activity
Source: RefSeq, a predicted model, not a curated record